Effrenium voratum is the source of this 720-nucleotide messenger RNA. Lineage: Eukaryota; Dinophyceae; Suessiales; Symbiodiniaceae. The record is from the annotation of a GenBank genome assembly.
AUGGCGGAGUGGUUCAGCACUGUGCCUUGCAAGUCUGGCAACGCCUGGAUCCGGUGCGGAGACCUCUACAAGCCCACGGACAGCUCGGCCGCAGGCAUCGAGGCCUUCAGCCGCUGCGCCAUCUCGGAGCACCACUGCGUGAAGCGCCAGGAGCUGAGCUGCCAGGUGCCUCAGGGCGACUUCUCCCAGCGCCUGGAUUUGUCUACGCUCACUGGCACCUGGUACGUCACGCGGGGCUGGAACCCGCUCUUCGACUGCUUCGACUGCCAAGUGCAUGAGUUCGCGCUGCAGCAGGGUGAAAAGCCGCUGGCUGGGUAUCUCAGGUAUGCGGUGAAGAAGGACCUCAAGUGCGGCGCUCCGCACUGUGAGUAUCUGCCGCGGGAAGUGCACCAGAGCUUCGCACAGGAUCCCCAGAAACCUCGGCACCUGGUGAACCACAACAACUCGGCAGAGGAGAUGCACUACUCAGAUGACUGGUACGUCCUGGCAGCGCGCCCGGACGUGUACGCACUUGUGUACUACUGUGGCUGCAACGACGCCUGUUGCGGCUAUGCGGGGGCAGUGCUCUACACGCGAAGCCCAUCCUUCGGGGAUUUGUUGCCGGAGCACCAGGCGGAAGUCCGGCAGGCAGUGCUGGAGGCCAAAGUGGAUGGCUUCGAAUUCGAGGGGCUGUGCAAGCCAGAUGCUUCCGCCUGCAGUACAGAACUGUUGCAGGCAUGA